GAAAGCAAAGUCAAAGGUACUUUAAGUAUUACCAGGGAACUCAGCUUGAAGGGCUAUUAUCCCUGAUUAUUCCUGAGAAUUUAUGGUUACGAGAUAAACAAAAAGAAAAAGGAGCAAACAUGGCGACGGCGACGCAACAGCGGGUCAUUCCUGCCAUGGACACUCUCGUCAAGUAUGACAAUCCGAUCUUGGUCACCACUCAUCCGGAGAAGUCCCAGAAAGUAUCCACGCCAUCGAAAGUCGGAACCACGGCAUGCAAGAUACAGACUACCGUGCCAACUGUAGAUGUACGCAGAGAGACGGUGGAAAUUCUUAAUGGCAUUCUGCCACCCAAGGAAUGGGAGGAAGAGGGACAGGUGUGGACGCAACAGGUGUCGAGCACGCCGGCCACCAGAUUGGAUGUCAUUAAUCUGCAAGAACAACUCGACAUGAGAUUGCAACAACGACAAGCCAGGGAAACUGGGAUCUGUCCUGUUCGACGAGAGCUGUAUACUCAAUGCUUCGACGAAUUAAUACGACAAGUGACGGUCAACUGUGCGGAGCGCGGAUUGCUCCUGCUGAGAGUAAGGGACGAGAUAAGGAUGACUCUCGCCGCUUAUCAGACCCUCUAUCAGAGCAGCAUUGCCUUCGGUAUGCGAAAAGCUCUCCAAGCGGAACAAGGGAAGGAAGACCUAAUCGCGACCGCGGAGGAAUUGCGAGUGCAAAAAGCAGAAUUGGAGAAAACUCUAACCGAGUUGCGACUUAAGUUUGAGCAAGCCGAGAGAAGAGCGGCCGAGCAAAGGGAAGCCGAGGAAAAAAAGCACAUGGAGGAGAUACAGUUCCUGAAGAAGACGAAUCAGCAGCUAAAGACGCAAUUAGAAGGUAUCAUCGCGCCGAAGAAAUAAAUUUUCAUAAACCAUCGCGUCAAGUUUCCAUGGUAUCUUUUUCAAUGUA
This is a messenger RNA of Orussus abietinus, 933 nucleotides long. It is a transcript of the gene Dnali1, whose product is annotated as 33 kDa inner dynein arm light chain, axonemal. Gene Ontology annotation, cellular component: axoneme; filopodium. The record is from RefSeq and is a predicted model, not a curated record. Gene Ontology annotation, molecular function: dynein heavy chain binding. The coding region runs from base 120 to 884 and encodes 254 amino acids. The transcript is spliced from 6 exons. Lineage: Eukaryota; Metazoa; Arthropoda; Insecta; Hymenoptera; Orussidae.